Molecule: messenger RNA, 670 nt
Organism: Pecten maximus
Lineage: Eukaryota; Metazoa; Mollusca; Bivalvia; Pectinida; Pectinidae
Product: THAP domain-containing protein 10-like
Exons: 2
Coding region: 137-655 (172 amino acids)
Molecular function (GO): sequence-specific DNA binding
Source: RefSeq, a predicted model, not a curated record
UAUUCGCCUGGUAGCAUCCCCUUGGGGUAGGGAUUCAAAAUUGUACAAAUGAUGGGGCUGACCCCCUGGGGGCUUAGGGGCGGGGUCAAAUUGGCCACUUUCCAAUUCAGCGCCACCUGGCGGAUCAUAAUCCAAGAUGGCGGCGUAUGGUGUGUCCGUGUCACAGCACAUGUUUUUAGUGUUUUAUCAGCGCAAAUUAGACUUUUUCCAGAAAAUCUUCGUGCUUAAAUGCGUAUAUAGAUACAAAAUGCCUCAUCACUGCUGUGUGCCACAUUGUACAAAUAAUUCCAAGACAAAAGAUGGUUACUCUUUUCAUACAUUCCCUAAAGACCCUUCAGUGGCAAAAAAGUGGGUGAUUGCUAUACGCAGAGAUCAAGGUGCAGAUUUUAAUAUCAACAAAGAGACAAGAGUAUGCUCCGUUCACUUUAACGCAGACUCUUACCAUCCUACCACUGCUAUUCAUGUUCGAAAACGUUUGCGAGGGAGUGCUGUACCAUCAGUAUUUCAAUGGACUGUACAGAAACCCGUCAGAAGGAAACUGCCUUCUCAUGAAAAGUCCAAAUUGUGGAAAUGUAGAAUCCAACAAUACAAGUUUCCCAGAAAAAACAUGUUUUGGAAAGCUGUAAUAAUGAUUGUGAUGAACCUUUGCUUGUAGACCAGCCUUUUAGUA